CGAAGAGCAGCUGCAGGCAUGGCAACCGGACUGCGGUACCCGGGCAAGGUGGUCAUUGUGACCGGGGGCACGAGUGGCAUCGGCCUGGCCAUGGUGAAAGAAUUUGCUCGCCAAGGAGCCAGGGUGGUCUUCUGUGCACCAGGGUCUGAAGCGGAAAAGGGACAGUUGAUUCAGAAGGAAAUUCAGGAUUCUGAGUGUGCUGGGGAGGCUUGCUUCCAGGUCUGUGACGUCCGCAUUGACAGUGACAUUCAGACCUUGCACUAG
This is a messenger RNA of Gekko japonicus, 264 nucleotides long. RefSeq names its product 17-beta-hydroxysteroid dehydrogenase 14-like. Lineage: Eukaryota; Metazoa; Chordata; Lepidosauria; Squamata; Gekkonidae. The record is from RefSeq and is a predicted model, not a curated record. The transcript is spliced from 4 exons. Bases 19 to 264 code for a protein of 81 amino acids.